GUGUUGUCUUCACGUUUGCUGUUUAUCGACUUUCGUAAUCGUUGCCGUUAUCGAUAAAAUAUAAUGACAAUAAAUGUAUGAAUAUAAGUAUAGAGCAUACACGUCACACAAUAAUAUUUUAUUCGACCGCAAUUAGUAGGACACGAGAUUACACGAUAACGGAUUUCGGGUAUUUUAAAAGUUGUUUAUAAUUAUAGUUCAUACAAAACGAUUGUAAGCUCACAGUGAGACGUUAGUUAUAGUGUUACGUUAGAAAUAACAUAAAAAUGGACAUUCGAAAUUUUUUCAAAAAACCACGGCUAGAAAAUGAUGAGAUAGAAAAUAGUUUUAAUAACCAGUCACAACCAACUGAACCAGCGAAAAAUGCAUCUCCAGAAACAAAUGUAUCAGUGUCACUUCCAGAGAUUGUGCACCCACAUGACAUAGGAUUAUAUGUGAAUAAACCUGCAACUGAAACUAUUGACUUGUUUCCGGGACUUCAAAAUUUGAUUUGGACACCUCCAGAAGACUAUAAAUUUCCUGUUUCCGAAAAAAGAAAUUUAAAGUUUCAAAGAAGUUGGUUGCUCAAAUAUAAAUGGUUGGCUUAUUCGGCAAUUCUGAAUGGCGUAUUUUGUAAGUAUUGUGUGUUGUUUUCUGUCGGAGGUGGAGGAAUUGGACAUCAAAAUUUGGGACUGUUAGUUAAAAAACCGUUUACAAACUGGAAAAAAGCUUUAGAAUCAUUUAGUUACCAUAACUCACUAGAGUAUCAUAAAACUUCAUUAUUAAAAUCAAAUAUGAGAGCAGAAAUUGAUAACCAAAACAUUUUACCAGUUGAUUUACAAAUUUCGGAACAACAAUUAGAUUUCAUUAAUGAAAGUAAAAAAUGUUUGAUUCCUAUAAUCGAAACUUUAAUAUUAUGUGGCCGGCAGGGUUUGGCCCUUCGUGGUUCAAAUGAUUCAGGGAGAAUAACCUCCGAAGAACCUUUAACUAACGAUGGUAACUUUAGGGCUCUCUUGAGAUAUCGUGCAAAAACUGACGAUCAGCUUAAUACUUUUUUACAAAAUUCCGCAAAAAAUGCCAUGUAUAUCAGUAACCGUAUACAAAACGAAUUUAUUGUUAUAUUUCAUAAUUUAAUUCAAAAGCAGAUUAUUGAACGAGUCAAUAAAUCUCAAGCAUUUUCAGUAACAGCAGAUGAAACUGCCGAUAUUGCUGGCAUAGAACAAGUCUCAAUAUGUGUAAGUUUUGUACCUGUAGCAGAUGUAACUGGGAAAGGUUUAUCAAAUGUUAUUUUGGAUUUCCUUGAAUAUUCUGGAAUUGACUGUGCGUAUUUAUUUGGACAAGGGUAUGACGGGGCUAGUACUAUGAGUGGUGAAUUUCACGGAGUUCAAGCGUAUAUCAGAGAAAAGUAUCAUUUAGCUAUCUACUCACACUGUGCUGCCCAUAGUUUCAAUUUGGCAAAAAAAAAACUUAAAAAAUACUGCGCAACAAGGUGGGUACAACAACACGAAUCAAUUGGAACCUAUAUAGAUUUACAACCAGCUGUUAUUGACGCCUUAGAAAACAUUUCAAAUACUUGGACAGAUUCAAAAACAACCUCCGGAUCUUUUCAACUCCUUUCAGCAAUAAAAACCUUGGCGUUUCAAGUGUCAAUUCACGUUUUGCAUUCAGUACACGCAUUGGCUUUAUCAUUGAGUAGAGUUUUACAAACAGAAAAUCAAUAUUUGGUUGAGGCUGUUAAGAAAGCAGAUGCAGCAAAACACGAACUUGAAGAAAGAAGACAAUAUUCUACAGAAAACUUCAACAACAUUUUUGUGACUGUAGAAGAUAUUUGUAAGAAGUACAAUAUACCUGUGACUAAACCAAGACUUGCAUCACGCCAAACUAACCGUUCUAACAUUAUAACAGACUCCGUAGCAGAUUAUUAUAAAAUUAUUAUUUACAUACCAUAUCAUGAUUUAUUUAUCACUCAUCUUCAAGAUCGCUUCCUUAAACAUCGAAAUAUUUUGUCCAACUUCUCAUGUCUUUUUCCUGUUGAAACUAAAUCUUUAGACAAAGUUGCUUGUAAAAUGUUGUUUGAAACCUACAGUUCAAUUUUACACGACGAUUCCCCAGAAAUUUGGAUAAGUGAGGUAGAAAUUUGGCGACGACGACUAGUUGGUAAAAAUAUUCGAAACGUCCUUGAUGCCCUCGAUAUUUGUAAUGCAGAUGCAUUUCCAAAUGUCCAUAAAAUGUUACGAGUAAUGUCAGUUUUGCCUGUGACUACAACGACUAAUGAAAGGUCAUUUUCAACAUUACGUCGGCUGAAAACUUACCUACGAUCAACAAUGGGCGAAGAUCGCUUAAAUGGACUGGCAUCAUUGAAUAUACAUCGUGAUAUAAACGUGGACAUAAAUCAAGCACUGAAUCAAUUCUUUUCUGUCCCUCGUGGCCUCGUCGAGUUAAUUUAUUAA
Messenger RNA from Myzus persicae (green peach aphid), 2429 nucleotides. RefSeq names its product zinc finger MYM-type protein 1-like. The transcript is spliced from 4 exons. NCBI's taxonomy places the organism in Eukaryota, Metazoa, Arthropoda, Insecta, Hemiptera, Aphididae. Gene Ontology annotation, molecular function: protein dimerization activity. The record is from RefSeq and is a predicted model, not a curated record. Bases 267 to 2429 code for a protein of 720 amino acids.